AUGGCCUCCAACGAAUACUAUCACGCAAAUAUUCCACAACCCCCCAGCUACGACCAAGCUGUCCCCGGGAAGACAGAUAAUGCCCCGCACACAGCGCCUGGGCUUGGCUACGCAAGCCCGGUUUACAACCACGACGAUCCCUCAGCCCCUUAUCACAACCGAGAGAGUCAACAGUCAUUUGCAUCGGACAAUGGACAUUACCAAACAGCCGGACGGGCAACGGAAGGCGAUAAUUACGCAGAAAAUAUACCUCUGAAGACCAACGCCCAGUAUGGAAACAAUCCAGAUUGGAUGCGACAACAGACGCAGUACCCUCCAUCACCAGGGGGUCUGGAGGAUAGCCGACAACGUGAUAGCCGAAAGAAGAAGGGAUUUUUCAGCAAGAAGAUUGCCUGGGUGACAUACAUCUUGACAUUAGCCCAGAUCAUCGUAUUUAUUAUUGAACUGGUCAAGAAUGCUCAGUUGACAGGGUCAGUGAUCGAGACAAAACCUACCUUCAAUCCGAUGAUCGGGCCCUCACCAUACGUCCAAAUAUACAUGGGAGCACGCUACAACCCGUGCAUGAAGAACGUUGAGGGGAUCCAGGAUGCCAAUUAUACCCUUUCGUGGCUCUGUCCGAAUGCCACAUCGACGACGGUGACGGGAACGGGUUGUACACUGUCUGAAGUGUGCGGCUUUAGCGGUGUUCCCAACCCCUCUAUUGGAGGGUCAACAGACGAUCGGCCGGCUCCCAACCAGUGGUACAGAUUCAUUAUCCCCAUCUUCAUGCAUGGAGGAUUCAUCCACAUCGGAUUCAACCUGUUGGUUCAGAUGACUAUGGGUGCAGACAUGGAGCGUAUGGUUGGCAUGUGGCGCUAUACCUUGACCUACUUCGCCAGUGGUAUCUUCGGUGAUGGCUGCUCGGGCGCCCUAUUCGGUAUCCUUGCGCUUUAUCUUCUCGACCUGCUGUAUGACUGGCCCCAGCGCGAAUCUCCGUGGGUUGAGCUUAUCAUCAUGCUUCUCGGAGUGGGUGUCUCGUUCGUUCUUGGUCUUCUCCCAGGAUUGGACAACUUCUCCCACAUUGGUGGCUUUAUCAUGGGUCUCGCCAUUGGCCUGACUAUCAUGCGGUCGCCUAACGCUCUCCGCGAGCGGAUUGGUCUGGCACGACAGCCAUAUGUUGCCAUGAGCGGCGGAGCUGGCCAAGCUGGUCCCGAGCAAAAGACUAUCCCCUUCAUGGAGUUCUUCAAGAGCAAGCGAGGUCUCACCUCCCACUCAUCAGAAAACCCCGGUCCUACAGGCGGCCCGCUCGGUUUCUUCAAGGGCCGCAAGGCUCUUUGGUGGCUGUGGUGGUUGGUUCGUGCUGGCGCCCUAGUCGCGGUCCUCAUUGGUUUCAUUAUGUUGCUUAUCGAUUUUUAUAAAUACCCCUCCUCGAACUGCUCUUGGUGCUAUCGGUUGAGUUGUCUGCCCGUCAAUGGCUGGUGUACACAGAACAACCUACCGACCUCCAAUGCGACCAGCAGCUGA
Messenger RNA from Penicillium psychrosexuale, 1503 nucleotides. RefSeq names its product rhomboid family membrane protein. Bases 1 to 1503 code for a protein of 500 amino acids. Gene Ontology annotation, molecular function: serine-type endopeptidase activity. The record is from RefSeq and is a predicted model, not a curated record. The transcript is spliced from 3 exons. Gene Ontology annotation, cellular component: membrane. Gene Ontology annotation, biological process: proteolysis. NCBI's taxonomy places the organism in Eukaryota, Fungi, Ascomycota, Eurotiomycetes, Eurotiales, Aspergillaceae.